CUGAGUCCAUGGAUUGGCGAACGCAGUCAUGUGACAGAUGUCGGGCUAACAUGUGAAAUCGCAGUGCCGCCGCUGCUGGCUACUUGCUGUAGUGGAUGUGUGAGAAUCCGCGCGCAGCUUUUGGACAAUAGACCUUACCUGCAUUAAAGUGGAAAAAGGGAAAUGAGGAUAUUAUAUUAGGGAGGCAAACUACAUGACCUGAGAGGAUGUAGGUGUGAUUGACAGCUUCUUCUCAUCCGGCUAGAAGAGAGAAUCAUGAGUGAAGUAUCAGAGAAGCAGGAUCAGAUGAUACCAUGAAGAAAAGUUCACAGGUCCUCUGCUGCCUACUGCUUAGUGUUGUCUUGAUCCUGGCACAGACGGAAGAGUUUGUUUCUACUACACGGGAGCUUUCUUCUAGUCAGACAGUUCUGGACUCUAGAAAAGACCUUACUGUCUCUUCGACUGUAUUGGGCACAUCUGGAAGUCAUUUUGCAUUAACAGAUCUGCAAGAGUCUUUUCUAAAUGAAGGCCAUUUGCAAGAACAUCUAGGGAAGCACAUAAGUUAUAUCCCCUCAUCUGGCAUUAUUGUGCCAACAUCUGUUAACACAUUGCCUGUAACUUGGGAAAAUGCAACACCCGACAAAAAUGUGACAGAUCCUUACAAUCUGAAAAUUACGGAACUUAACCUGUCAGCAGACUCACACCAUCCCUUUACCAUUGCUCCUUUAAACAAUGAACAAAUGCAUUUGGCUGAAAGCAUGAGGCCACUUUUGAUGGACACAACAGCAGGGCCAGCACUGCCUUAUUUUACCACUGAAUUGCAGCCUUCCUCAGUGUCUAAUGCUAAUUCAGACAUUUCUGAAUCACUUAAACACUUGACUAAUUCAGUUCCCAUUGCAAUCCUCUAUGGCCUUAAAAGUACAGAGCAAGAGACCCCUGUACUUGAUAUCUCCAAAACUAUCCCCUUGGUGGUUCUUCAGACAGCAUCAGGAUCAUUAAAUUAUCCUAUGGACAACUAUAAUAUAAGUGAGAGUAGUUCUUUCAUUGGUUUGGCAUCCAGUGGUUCAUUUUUAUUGGCUUCACCUGCAGGAACACAGGUCCACAGUUUACACUGGAGUCUGCAGCCCACUAAAGAGAGCGGUAAUUUUUCUGUCAAUACAUUGGAGAUGGUACAGCAAAAAGAUCUGACAUUAAAUCAAACAGUGGAGCUGAGUAAAGCAGAUGGUAUUGAGCCAUGGAUUGGUUCUUCAACUACCCAAUCUCCUUCCACUGUGACUGGGAACUUCUUGAACAGAUUAGUGCCUCCUGGAGCUAAGGGGUCAGGUCACCCUGGCAAUCUUUCCCAUGUGACUGAAGUGGACAAGCCUCAUCAGAGAGCCACCAUAUGCCUAAGCAAAGUGGACAUUGUUUGGAUUAUUUUAGCAAUCAGUGUGCCAGUUUCAUCUUGUUCUGUCUUGUUAACUGUGUGCUGCAUGCGAAAAAAGAAGAAGACAUCAAAUCCAGAGAAUAACCUGAGUUACUGGAACAAUACCAUCACAAUGGACUACUUUAACAGACAUGCUGUUGACCUCCCCAGGGAAAUCCAGUCUCUGGAAGCAGUAGAGGACCAGGAGCCGUGCUCCCCACCAAAUGGCGACUACAUUGAGAGUGGAGUUGUUCUCGUCAACCCCUUCUGUCAGGAGACCCUUUUCACCAACACUGCUUCAGAGAUCUAGCCUGUUGCCUAUGAAGAUUACGACUUUAGGAUGUUUAAGUUGCGUAUCCUUUGUGAAACAAUGAAACAAAAGUUUUGUUUUUUUUCCCUAUUUUAAAUUCUUUCUCAUCAAUGCUUUUCUACAUGUGAGCAAUCUUUCAAAGACUGGGCUUUUUAGGAUAAAAGAUGAAAAAAGAUAUUAAAACAAUACUAAAAAUCAGAGACUAUUUAAUUAUGAAGUCUACCAGUGUAUUUUUCUGAUUUACAUGUUUUCUACACUUGGACAAUUGUAAUAAUAUGGUUUAUAUCUGUUUUUUAAAUGGCAUUUUUAUGUUCUUAUGGUCUCGUGAGUACAAAUGUAGCAGUUUUGCUGUACUGUAGAGAGACCACAUAACCCAAAUCAAGUAUACUAAUUCAGUAUUAAAGCCUGUUGAACUUGAAUUCUACAGAAGUAAUACUUGAUGCAUCUUUUGCGUUGAUCUAUUGCAGUAAUGCUUUUUAUGUAUCAGUUUUUAACAUUAUGUGAGUGCAUAGAUUUUACUCUUGUGCUACCGUCAAUCUUAUAUUAAGGCAAAGAGAAAAAAAAAAACAAUUCAACUUUUAGCAAAUUAGAAGUAUUAUUCUAGCUAGUCAGUAAAGCAUAUACUUAUUAGUACAACAGUAAUCCCUAUGAAUUUACAUGAUAGUGAACGUGUCGUCUCUACAGAGAAGCACCACCACUGCCAGCUGAGUACGUAGUUUUAAAGUAAAUUAACUUCAUGCAGUGGAAGCAUCUGGGUAGGGAUCCACGGCUGGUUGUUCUGAUCUUUAGACGGUCAAUGUUUCCAUUUAAGGAUGCACUCAUUGAAGAUGCGCUGUCCAUCUCUACAGAUGUGUGUUGACGUUGUUGCUGUAAAAAAGUAGCUUGUUUGUUACCAUUUUUUGUUGGAUUUUGCCUUUUUCUGUUUGACAUUAGCAAAACAUCUUGUACUAUAUCUGUCUGCUGUAAAACAAAGUUGUAAAUUGUGCAUUUGAACCCCUGCAUACACAUUUCAGCCAUUCUGCAGUUAAGCGCCAGUAAACUUUAGUAAGUUUGUUUAAUAUUAACUGUACAAAAAUAUUUGGAUUUCUCUUGUGUAUGUGUUUAAAGGAACAGAAUAAUUUCUUGCCAUUGAUUUGAGUGACUGUAUAAUGUCGAAUCCUUUUUAGUUGGAUUGCUUGUGAUCACCCUCAUUGAUGAGGCUUUUGACUGCAGAAUGGUUAAAAAGAAACUUUUUAACACCGUUCAUUUUACAUGCUUUGUGCAAAAUGAGGCGAGGGAAUGGGGUUGAAAUGAUUCCAACAGCGAGGUUUUUGUAUUGUAGUAUAUAUAUGCUGUGAUUUUUACAGACAAGCAAUAAAAAUCUUAAAAAAGA
This is a messenger RNA of Polypterus senegalus (gray bichir), 3066 nucleotides long. It is a transcript of the gene tmem108, whose product is annotated as transmembrane protein 108. The coding region runs from base 294 to 1694 and encodes 466 amino acids. NCBI's taxonomy places the organism in Eukaryota, Metazoa, Chordata, Cladistia, Polypteriformes, Polypteridae. Gene Ontology annotation, cellular component: axon; endosome membrane; postsynaptic density. Gene Ontology annotation, biological process: dendrite extension; postsynaptic density organization; retrograde axonal transport. The record is from RefSeq and is a predicted model, not a curated record. The transcript has 6 exons.